Hirundo rustica (Barn swallow) is the source of this 2368-nucleotide messenger RNA. It is a transcript of the gene ENSA, whose product is annotated as endosulfine alpha. The coding region runs from base 100 to 456 and encodes 118 amino acids. Gene Ontology annotation, cellular component: cytoplasm. The transcript is spliced from 3 exons. The record is from RefSeq and is a predicted model, not a curated record. Gene Ontology annotation, molecular function: protein phosphatase inhibitor activity. NCBI's taxonomy places the organism in Eukaryota, Metazoa, Chordata, Aves, Passeriformes, Hirundinidae.
CCUCAGACUGCUGAGGCGGUGGAGGCGGUGGCGGCCAUUUUGGAGCAGGGCGCGGGGCCGGACGCAGCGGAGGGAGCGCGGAGCUCCCCCCUCGUCGCCAUGGCAGCUCCGCUCGGUACCGGCGCCUUCACGGAGGAGACCGGACAGGAGAAACAGGACACUCAGGAGAAGGACAAAGCCGUGGCCCCCGAGAGGGCAGAAGAGGCCAAGCUCAAGGCCAAAUACCCCAACCUGGGCCAGAAGCCCGGAGGCUCCGAUUUCCUCAUGAAGAGGCUGCAGAAAGGGCAAAAAUACUUCGAUUCUGGCGACUACAACAUGGCCAAGGCGAAGAUGAAGAACAAGCAGCUGCCGAGUGCAGGGCCUGACAAGAACCUGGUGACAGGAGACCACAUCCCCACGCCCCAGGACCUGCCUCAGAGAAAGUCCUCGCUCGUCACCAGCAAGCUGGCGGGGUAGCCUGCACUCUCCCCUGGGGGCUGCCCCUCUUUUUGUCUCUUUUCUUUUGGCUAAAUGGAUUGAACUUCACUGUACCAUAGGGACGGGAGCACCAGAAUCCACGUAGUUGUUUGAGUCUUUCCAGCGAACACACCCCAAACCUGAGUGGAGGGGCAGGGUUGGGUUGGCCCUUCCUCUCAGGGAGGCUUUGCCUUAAUUUUCCUGCUGUUUGAAACCAUCCUGGCUCACAGAGCCAUUGGAACGCUGCCUCUUCGCUGGGAGGAGCGGGAGAGGGCUCGGGGGAGGCACCUGGAGGAGGGGAGAGCGUGGGGCUGAGGCGUGGGAGGGGAUUUCGGGCGUUGGGGGUUGCAGAGACCGACCCAGCUGGGCAGGAGGUGUGAUCCCAGACCUGGAAAGUGAUCCCAGACCUGGAAAGUCUGAUCCCUGAUCUGGCAGGUGUCAUCCCAGAUAGGGAGAGUCUGAUCCCUGACCUGGCAGGUGUCAUCCCAGAUAGGGAGAGUCUGAUCCCUGAUCUGGAAAGUCUGAUCCCUGAUCUGGUAGGUGUGAUCCCAGACCUGGCAGAUUUGAUCCCAGACCUGGCAGGUGUGAUCCCAAGUCUGAAGGCAUAGUCAAGUGUUUGCGUCAAGAGCUUCAAAGUGAAGAAAUUGGCUGAGAUGAAGAAAGAAUUCCAGGGGGCUGGUGUUGGGCUGAGCUGUCUGGGAUCUGUCCCUGGCUCAGCUCACGGGGUACAGCGUGUCCAGGGCUGUGGGAGAGGGUUUGGGCAGUGUUUGAAACAUCCCUGUGGCUGGUUUGGGGGUAGAGCCCCAGCACAGCUGCCCCAAGGCCAUGGGGCAGUUUCUGUGUCCCUGGUCAGUUCUGCUCCGUGUCUGGCUGAGGGUGAGGUGAGGACAGCUCCUCUCCCAGCACCAGGGAGGUGGGAGCUGAAUGCAGCAGGAGCUGAGGAUGCAGCAGAGCCCUGCCCAGGCACCUGCAGCCCCAAAUUUGGGUGCUCACAAAGGACCAGCACAGCCAGGGAGAGAGAUUUGUGCUGCUGGAACUGAUACUGGAGGGAGAGAGGCAGGACUGGGAGUAACCACCCAGAAAGGGAUAAAAAGCACCAGAGUGGAAUUUGAAGUGUUGAGGCAAACCUGUGUUUCGAAAAUGUUGAGCAUCCUAAGCUUGGAUUCCUUUUUUCUCCUGUUUUUUUCCCUUUUUGUGUUUUCUUUGUCUCAAGCCUGGGGAAAACAAAACAAAACCCCCGAACUAACACCAACAUCACAACAACAAAAAGCCCCAAACCUAACAACCUGUUGCUGCAGCCCUGCAGAACCACACGUGCUGGGGUGGCCCUGUCCCCUCCUCGUGCCCUGGAUCCCAGCGGCCUUUUCCCCUGCAGCGGGAGGUGUGGGCACACCCGUGCCAGGGCAUCCCGAAACUUGCCCCAGUUUCAGCCCCAUUCUGGAAGCACAAGGGCCAAAGGGAAGGGGAGGCAGGAGUGAAGGAUGCUCGGGCAGGGCUUUCCUUCUGCUGUGUUCCUGCUCGCCCGGGCGUUCCCUGGGAAUCUGUGUCACCUGUGUCGCUUUGCUGGCGCUGGUCGGACCGAGGUGUUGCUUCCCGGGAGUGUUUGCCGAGGGUGUGCUGGAAUGCGUGUGUGCCUCCGGGUGGUUCCUGGAUCCUCCCCUGAGAAACAGGCUCUGGGGGCCUUGGGGCUGCCCCUGGUCACUCUGGGGAAGGGGCCAGGAAUGUGGUGGGACUGGGACCUGCCCCUUGUCCCCACGGGGUCCUGCUCUGGGCUCCAGCACUUUUCCAGCCCUUGUGUGACCUGGCCGGGGCAGUGGCUGCACACCCUCCUCGGAUGUCCUGCUGUGUGUCCCAGCCAUGUUGUAAAUAGAUACAAAUAUAUUUAAAAAUAUAUAAUUUUUUUACAUGUUCA